AUGGCACGUGUUGGAUGGAAGAAAUUCGACACCUGUGCGACGAAUUCGCAUUCGGAUCUGGCGCCACGGAUCUGGGUAGGGGUAGGUUACCGAUGGGGUUUGGGCUUUCCGUUCGGCAGCCUCCAUCGUCCAGCGGUGGCGGCUAUAAAACGAUCCAUUUCUUCGGAAGGAAGCAUCAGUGAUCUUUCGACAGCUCCACGGCAACCACAGGCAACGAAACCACAAACCAUGAAGGUAUUCAUUAUUGUCGCAGUGAGCAUCGCCAGUAUGGCUGGGACCACGUUAGGGUCAGGGCAGCAAGCCACCAACGCCUCCGACAGCAAGAAGACGGUGGACAAGAGAAGCCUCUGGCAGCUGGGAACCUACUACAGCGGAUUUGGAGACAGCUUGGCACGAUCGGACGAUGGACAUGGAGCGUUGUUUGCUGCCGAACAGCAACAGCAUCAGCCGCAUCAGCAGCAGCACUUCGGUGGUGGUUGGCAUCAGGAGUACCAGCCUGUGGUGCAACAGCAGCACCACCACCAGUGGGCCCAGGUACAAUCGGUGCCGGAACACGAACCCAAGGCCCACCCGGUGCACGAGUGGCAAGCGGACCAGGGUACCGGGCUUCAUGGACAGGAGCAGCAUCACUUCCUAGCCGAUCACGUCCCUGCGCAGCACCACUUCGGAGGAUCCUUCGAGCAGCCGAAGGUGGAGCAACCGGCAUCCUUCGACUGGCAUCAUCAGCAGCUUCUUCACCAGGCUGGCGGAUCCUCCCAGGAGUGGCAGCAUGACGAUGGCAAGGAAUCUGACGGAGGCCACGGUGGUCAUGGGGAUUGGGCUCCGAUUGCCGGCGCCGGUGGUAGCUCCGAUCUGCACAAGGAGCACACGGUGAAGUCCAUCUCGAGCGAGACGAAGGAACACCAGCACCAGGAGUGGGCACCGGCCGAAGGCAAGGAGCACCACGAGGAGCAUCACCACACCAAGAUCAUCAAGGUGCCUUACCCGGUGCACAUCGAGAAACCGUACCCCGUGUACAUCGAGAAACCGUUCAUCGUGGAAAAGCCAGUGCCACUGAAGCUGUACAUUAAGAAGAAGCACCACUAA
This is a messenger RNA of Anopheles coustani, 1086 nucleotides long. RefSeq lists its product as uncharacterized. The transcript has 2 exons. Bases 1 to 1086 code for a protein of 361 amino acids. The record is from RefSeq and is a predicted model, not a curated record. Lineage: Eukaryota; Metazoa; Arthropoda; Insecta; Diptera; Culicidae.